This is a messenger RNA of Verticillium dahliae VdLs.17, 1233 nucleotides long. Its product is annotated as 12-oxophytodienoate reductase. Lineage: Eukaryota; Fungi; Ascomycota; Sordariomycetes; Glomerellales; Plectosphaerellaceae. The record is from RefSeq and is a predicted model, not a curated record. The transcript has 2 exons. Gene Ontology annotation, molecular function: oxidoreductase activity; FMN binding. The coding region runs from base 1 to 1233 and encodes 410 amino acids.
AUGGGUGACGCUCUCAUCACGGGGUCCGAGUCCCAGCUCUUCCAGCCCCUCAAGAUCGCCAAUGGCAAGAUCGAGCUCAAGCACCGAGUCGUGCAUGCACCGCUGACCCGGAACCGCGGAACACCUGUCAACGUCAACUCCACCCUCGAGAACCCGAACCGCGUCUGGCUUCCUAAUGAUGUCGUGGCUGAGUACUACUCUCAACGCGCGACGGAUGGUGGCCUGAUUAUCUCUGAGGGCCUCCCCCCCUCACUCGAGUAUUUCAAGGGCAAUGGCAUGCCUGGCGUCCCCGGCAUCUUCACUCGAGAACAAGCCGAGGGCUGGAGAAAGGUCGUCGAGGGGGUCCAUGCCAAAGGAGCCUUCAUUUACGCUCAGCUCUGGCACUCGGGCCGUGCCAACAUCCCGCACCACACGGGAACACCCAUCGUGGCUCCGUCGGCAGUGCCAUGGGAUGAUCCCAAUGAAACCUUUGCCUACCCUCCACCCCACACGUCAACUCCCGUCAAAAUAGCCGACCACCCGCCCAUUGAGUUGACGCACGAGCACAUCCAGAGAACUAUUGAGGACUACCGCAAUGCCGCAAAGAGGGCAAUUGAGGUCGGCUUUGAUGGCAUUGAACUUCACGCCGGCAACGGUUAUCUCCCUGAGCAGUUCCUCAGCUCCAACUCGAACAAACGGACCGACGCGUACGGCGGCUCGCCCGAGAAGCGAUGCACCUUUGUGUUUGAGCUCAUGGAGAAACUCGCCCAGGAUGUUGGCCAGGAGAACCUCGCUAUCCGCCUGUCGCCCUUUGGCCUCUUCAACCAGGCGCGCAGCGAGCAGCGUGUCGAGACGUGGAACCACCUCUCCCAGGGCCUCAAGGAGCGUCUUCCCAACCUUUCCUACGUCAGCUUCAUCGAGCCCCGCUACGAGCAGAUCUUCUCCGAGGAAGAGAAGCAGAAAUUUCUCAACUCGUGGAACCUGCCCAACGUCGACCUCUCGGGCUUUCGCAAGAUCUUUGGCAACACGCCCUUCCUCUCGGCAGGUGGAUUUGACGACCAGAACUCCUGGGGCGUCAUCGAGAGCGGGAAGUACGACGCCAUCGCCUAUGGUCGGUACUUCAUCAGUAACCCGGACCUUCCUGAGAGGCUGCGCAAGGGCCUACCGCUGGCCGACUACGAUCGCAGCCGAUUUUACGGACCGUUCGAGGACCCCACCAUCAAGUACACCGACUACCCAGUUUAUAGCAACUGA